AUGGGACGGGUCAUGAACAUCAAUUACUCCCUUUGCCGGACCACGGGGGACAGGGCAUAUCUCCUGCCCAAUGACAUAUUCACCAUCCCAGAGAAGUCCACCAUGGUGGAGAUCCACUCCGAGAUCAUCAAGAGCUGGGCGGAGCAUGCUGGCUCCACGGCAUUAUCCAUAAACUUGGACGUAAAAAACCUUCCUGUGGUUCAGGGUGAUGAAUUUGCUGGACAGUGUGAAAGCAGUUUCCUGUCAGAGACGCUAGUGCUGGACUAUGGUACAUACGUCCUCACCUCAGUCGAUGCUGGUGCAAGUCUGAUGAAAGAAGACUACAUCCGCAAAUCCUUUGUGGACAAAAGCGAUGAACGGUCAAUAACUGUGUCUGCCAGCACCUCUUUCUUUAAGGUGGUGGAAUUUGGACUGGAUUUCAAGAGUACCAACAAACUGAAGAAUGCCUAUGAUGACAACACAACAUAUUCCCUGAUGCUCACCCAGGGAGGGAUACCGUACUACCCUGGAAUCACUUUGAAGAAGUGGCAGGAGAGCAUCAGCAACAACCUUGUGGCCCAGGACCGUUCCGGACUCCCACUUCCAUUCUUCCUAAACAGGCACACACUCCCUGACAUGCCAGACCCCACUCUGCUGAAGCUGGCCAAUGCAGUGUCCCAAGCCAUCCUGCGCUACUAUACAAUCAACACUCACCCUGGGUGCACCAAACCCGGCUCCACAAACUACAACUACCAGGCCAACGUAGACGACGAGUCCUGCGAGGGCCUGACGGAAAAUCUGAACCUUGGGGGGGUGUUCCAGCAGUGUACCCCCCUCACCCCUGACCGGGAGACCCAGCAGAUGUGUCAGACCUUAAUCCAGAACAACCCUCAGGCAGGAGCUAUGAAGUGCAAUCCGCCUUACAAGCAGACCCGGCUGCGGACAGAGGUAAAGGAGGAGGGACAGACCCAGGUUCAGUGCAGGCGCGAGUGCCGCCGGUGUAGGAUCUUUUUCAGGUGCUGCAAAAAUGUGUGCGGCAACGUGUACCGCGUGCAACGUGCCAGGGUGGAGACGUUCUGGUGCACCAGCAACAGCACCUCUGUCCUGCGCACCCCGGGGUUCCUCUUCGGGGGGCUCUACGGUCCAGAGUUGGUGAACGCCCUCACCAAAUCUAAGCGAUGUCCCUUGGGGUUCAUCCCCUACACCCUGCUGUCUGACGGGCUGAAGAUCUGCCUGAGCAGCAGCUACGAAGUAGCGGCGCGCUUCGCCGUGCCCUUCGGGGGCCUGUUCAGCUGUGAGGCGGGAAACCCCAUGGCGGGAGGGCUCUCCCGCUGCCCGGCGGGGUUCACGCAGCACUCGGCCGGCGUCAGCGACGGGUGCGAGCUGCUCUUCUGCGUCCGCUCCGGAACCUUCUCCCAGGGGGAGCUGCCACAAAUCCAGCUGCCGCCGUUCACCCGCCGACCGCUGCUGAGACAGAAUGCCAACGAAAGGGUCACGGUCGUGAGCGAGCAAGGUCGCGCCUGGGUGAGGCAGGCGGGCUCGCAGCAGUGGACAAGGGCGUCUGCAGAGGAAGCCCAGCUCAUUGAGGAGGACACCUCCUCUGGGGCGCCCGUGGAAAGGGGCACCCCUGCAUUGCUGCUGGCCAUCCUUCUGUCUGCACUUGAGGCCAUUUUGUAG
Conger conger (European conger) is the source of this 1656-nucleotide messenger RNA. Its product is annotated as macrophage-expressed gene 1 protein-like. The record is from RefSeq and is a predicted model, not a curated record. NCBI's taxonomy places the organism in Eukaryota, Metazoa, Chordata, Actinopteri, Anguilliformes, Congridae. Bases 1 to 1656 code for a protein of 551 amino acids. The transcript has 2 exons.